AUGCUCAGCCAGAAUUUUCUUCAUUAUCAAUCGGCUGAAAACACGUGUUCACAGAACGAUAGUCAGGGCGCGAGAACUCGGGAAAAGAAGAGAAUGUGCAGCAUCAAUUUGGCAUUUAUUGAACUUCGCAAUUAUAUUCCAACAUUUCCUUACGAGAAACGUUUGUCGAAAAUUGAUACGUUGAACCUUGCGAUUGCUUAUAUAAACAUGCUAAAUGAUGUUUUGAGGGCACGUGAAGACACCGGCGAUUAUAUUCGACGAUGUGUCAACCUUGCUCGAAAUGGGCACCCUACAGCUCCAACAUGGAGCACAAGCGAUCUACUUGCUCGUCUGAGUUGGAUCGAUUGGAGACGACUUGGAAUGGAGCCGAUAUCUUAA
Caenorhabditis bovis is the source of this 378-nucleotide messenger RNA. NCBI's taxonomy places the organism in Eukaryota, Metazoa, Nematoda, Chromadorea, Rhabditida, Rhabditidae. The record is from the annotation of a GenBank genome assembly.